Molecule: messenger RNA, 977 nt
Organism: Erigeron canadensis
Lineage: Eukaryota; Viridiplantae; Streptophyta; Magnoliopsida; Asterales; Asteraceae
Product: acid phosphatase 1-like
Exons: 3
Coding region: 3-809 (268 amino acids)
Molecular function (GO): acid phosphatase activity
Source: RefSeq, a predicted model, not a curated record
ACAUGCAACUUGCCAUGCUUUUCCAUACACAAACUAUGGCUUUCAAAAUAUUUGUUCUUCUCCUAACAGCCGCAAGGGCGAUUGCAUUUCCAUACAGUUCUGAUAUCCAUUUGCUAAAGCCACAUUCGGGCUCGGCGGGUCACAAACAUUCCGGCCUCAACUGCUUGAGUUGGCGCCUGGGGGUGGAGACCAACAACCUUCGGGACUGGACCCAAGUUCCCGCGUCAUGUAAAGACUAUGUUGGCCAUUACAUGCUCGGGAAACAAUAUCGUUUGGAUUGUAAUCUUGUUGCUGACUCGGCUUAUGAAUACGCUAAAGGACUAAACCUCACUGGUGACGGCAAGGACGUUUGGGUUUUUGAUAUCGAUGAAACCACGCUCUCCAAUCUCCCUUAUUAUGCUCGCCACUCUGUUGCUUUCGGGGCAAUACCAUAUAACGCGACAGCAUUUAAUGCUUGGGUGAUGGAAGCAGAGGCACCAGCCGUGCCAGGUUCUCUUAAACUCUACAAGAGAUUAGUGAAGAUGGGGUUUAAGAUCGUGUUUCUUACAGGGUCGGGUGUUGCUUACACGGACGUUCGUACUAAAAAUCUAAGAGCUGUUGGUUAUACUACUUGGGAGAAGCUCAUUCUCAAGGGAGCUGGGGACGCUAGUAGAGGGGUGGUAUACAAAUCAAACAAAAGGAAAGAGUUGGUUGUUGAUGCCGGAUAUAGGAUUCGAGGAAACAUGGGUGAUCAAUGGAGCGAUUUACUUGGAACCUACACCGGUGAUCGGACAUUUAAAUUGCCCGAUCCUAUGUACUACAUUGGUUAAAUUACUUCACCAACGAUUCGUAUAGCUAGAGAUCUAUCGAUGGGGUUUCAAGUUUCAUGCAUUUGGUAUACCGCACAAUAAAGACUCGGAUAAUCAAAAUCAAGUAAAUUUCUUCGUAUUACCGCAUGUAUCAUUCGAUCGGAUGUAAUAAUAUGGAAACAUUAAUUA